Molecule: messenger RNA, 3257 nt
Organism: Penaeus chinensis
Lineage: Eukaryota; Metazoa; Arthropoda; Malacostraca; Decapoda; Penaeidae
Exons: 8
Coding region: 78-2834 (918 amino acids)
Source: RefSeq, a predicted model, not a curated record
GUCGGUUGUUUUGGUUUCGCCGAUCAGAUGUUCCUCGGAGCCUCGUUUGAAAAAUCCGCCAGGCAUGGAUUAGCAUCAUGAUCAGCACUCCAGCGAGAAGGAUAUCUCUGCGCAGAAAAAGGUGUGCUGGAAAUGCAGGUAGUUCUGAUUCCCCAGUAUCGAAGAGAGUCUCGCCAUCAAUUGAGGAUCUAGAUGAGGAAGAGUUAAAGAGCAGUCGUGAUGAUUCUCACGUCAAGGGUUCUUACUAUGUCAGGAAUGUGCAAGACUCUGUUGUUGCCAAAUUGCCAUCCACACCAAAGAAUACUGUGGGGGGCAGGAAUGAAGAACGCAAAGUGGAUCAGCAGGAUCAUCAUCAGCAGCACUCCCCAGACACACCCUUCAUGAGCAGUCAGUUGUGUGGGACGCAGGAAUGUGAGGUGGUGUGGGACUGCAACUCCCCAGGAUAUUCCAAAGAUGACUUGAAAAGGAUGCCUGGUGGAGAUUACAAUGAUGUAACUGUGUCCUCGCCCAUAACGUUUGUGGCUCCAGCACCACACCGCAUGUUGUUCCCAAGGUCACGAAUGCGUUCUCAGCCAAGAUCAGCUAAGGAUACAACUGCCCAGUUGGAUGAACUUUUAAAUCAACUUAGCACAAAAGGCCACAAGUCAAAUAGAUCACCAGUAAAUGAACCUACAGUACCAGAUGGUGAAGAAAAGCUCAUUCCCAAUGGAGAUUCUUGCUCCCCUCCAUCUGAGGAGCUGGGUCUCUCCCCAUCCACUCCACCUGAAGUGCCUGUACUCCAUCAAUCUUCUCAGCCAUUUGAAGUCCACGAAAUAGUCCGGCAAGAGGAAGCGGGGGACAUUGCUUCAGACACAAGUGCAGCAAAUGCGUUUGAAGACUCGCUUUGGGGGGAUGACCUGAAUAUGGGAGUCUGUGAUAUCAGUGGUGUCAGUGAAGCCAGUGACUCCGUUACAAAAGAGAAAUUGAAUGUGAUAGCUAAUGAGAAAGAAAAUGUGCCAGUCACAGAUGCGGUGAAAGAUGUUGUAGAUAUGUCUACUGAUGUGUUUGAUGAUGACUUAUUUAAUGAUUCUGUGAUAAUGUCAACACAGGCUGUUGAAGAGGCUAUGGUGCAGAGUUAUAAAUCAGAAGCUAAGUCAGAUACUUUCGGAAUUGAAUCCCUGAGCAGCAAAGUGAAGGGAGUAGGGAUAAAUGUACGUGGUAAAAGCUAUGCAGAAAAAAGAAACUUCGUUGCAGGUAUAAGAAAAACUUCAUCUGUGUCAGAGGAUGAAGGUGUGGUACUUAGUCAAACAGCAGUGAUGGGUAAGGGAGUGAAAGAGAGGAAUCUUGAAAUGCACUGUUCAGGGGAUCAAGUGCAAAGUGUGAAAAAUGCAGAUGCUUUGUCUAGAUACAAUAAAGGCAGUGGAGCAAAUAAUAUGUUGUAUGCCAAGAAAAACGAACAGGAAAAGUUUGUUCAGACAUCAGAUGGUAACAGAAGAGAUAUUAAUGAAAACCAAGUAUCAGGCAGGAACAGUAAAUCUUCCAGUGAUAGCAUGAAUGAAAGCACAAAAAGCAAGUCCGGAAAAACAAGUCCAGUUGUUGGCAAGCUAAGAAAGUCUCCCGUAAGAGUGGAUGCACCUCAGAGAAGAGUGCGGAGCUCUUUUCUUCUAAGCUCUGCAGCAUCCGCCCAACCCAGGGUAAAACCUCAUCUGCAAGAAAGCACUGGUGAUGGUGAAUGUAAUGCAUAUCUUGAGGAAAAUAGUUCUAGUAAGAGAAAUAAUGAUGCUUUUAGUGUUAACCAGAGAAUAUCAAGUAAGCCUGAAAGUACAAUGGUAGGAACAAAAUCAGAUUUAUCAGAAAGAACACACAAUGUAAAUGUUACAGCCCCCUUGACGAACAAGUUUUGCAGUGUUUCAAACUCUGCUUCAACCACAGUACAAGGAACAAAGUAUAUGAACCAAGACUAUGGGAAUAUACAAGCCAAAAGACCCUUAUUCAGGAAUGAGGAAAGCAACAAGGAGAAAUUUAGUGAUAGAGCCCAGACAUCAAAAGGGCAACUCUCACGAUCACAUUCGACAGAUGACGCCCAGGCAAAAGCUACAAAACAGACUUCAACCUUCAGGCGUGUGAACAGUUCAGCCAGUGUUGAACUUUCUCGUGAAUUUGAAGAAGAUGAUGAGUUCUUUGAGGCCAUACUGUGCACACUACCGGAGGAAGAACAGCUGUAUGAAGGAACCAGUCAAGCUAUAGCCCCUAAAACAUCACUUGGCAAACUUGAGAACUUGAAAAGUGGUUGUUCGUUGAAAUUUAACCAGCAAAGUAUUAGUAAAAAACAAAUGGCAAAUCAGCAAGAACAUCACAAACCAAUGACUGUAGGACCUGUCAGCACAUUAGGCAUUACAAAACCUUUGCAUGGUGUCACUACACAUGAUGUUUCAGGGUUUAGAAAUAUAAAAGGUGCUUCUUCCAAACCUACGACAAGACCACUACAAAGUGCAAGGGAGGAUUCAAGAGGGCCUCAGUUCAAAUUUUCAUCAGGCAGAGGGAGAAGUACUUGUCAAGAUGAUGUUCCAUCGGUGCCUAAAUCUUGUACUCCUGUGCAGGAUGAUUUUGGAGCAAGUGAUAUUUUGGAUGAUGACUUCUUUGAAGAUGAUGUUCUAACAUUUAUAGAAGAAGUUGAAUCUCAGUAUAGCAGUCAGCACUCGCAUGGGGAAGCAUCAAAUUCUCAGCCAUCACAUUCGCAGCAAAUGAAGUGUACACAAGAGGAAAUAGCACGCAAGAAGGAAGCUGCUCAACGCCUGCGGGAACAAAAACAGAGGCAGCGACAUAUGUCAGGUCAUUACCGGCCAGUGUGCUAAGAAAGCUGAUGGAUAUAAGAUAGGAACCCGAAUUGUUAUUAGACUUACUUUAACUGUUAGUUAUAAUAAAAGUUACCUCUAUUGAUAGCAGUUGAAAUUACUUCAGAGAAAUGGAUAAUGUUUUGGCAUAUAUAUUAGACAGGAUACUAAGGAAAUAGUGGUUAUUGUAGCAUUGCCAAAGUGUUAAAAUGCAUUGUAAAUAAGUGUUUAAACAAAUUUUAACUGUACACAGUUCCUUUACAUAAUUUCAGUGACAUUCCUGUAAGCUGUUGUCAAAUAUAUUUACACAGUUUUGUUAUCUGUGAUACUUGAAUUGUAGAAUGUGUAGACUACAUUUUCUCAGUAGUCUAAUAAAAUGUACACUUUUAGCUGAACUGAAUCUAUUAUCUGUAUGUCUUUAAGAGUUCAUUACAUGCAAGAGAA